Messenger RNA from Saccharomycopsis crataegensis, 2991 nucleotides. It is a transcript of the gene SNU114, whose product is annotated as U5 snRNP GTPase SNU114. Bases 1 to 2991 code for a protein of 996 amino acids. The record is from RefSeq and is a predicted model, not a curated record. The transcript has a single exon. Gene Ontology annotation, cellular component: U2-type catalytic step 2 spliceosome; U4/U6 x U5 tri-snRNP complex; cytosol. Gene Ontology annotation, molecular function: GTPase activity; GTP binding; U5 snRNA binding. Lineage: Eukaryota; Fungi; Ascomycota; Saccharomycetes; Ascoideales; Saccharomycopsidaceae. Gene Ontology annotation, biological process: mRNA splicing, via spliceosome.
AUGGAUGAAAGCUUGUAUGAUGAAUUUGGUAAUUAUAUCGGUGAUGCCAAUGAUUCGGAUGCUGAAAUUGAGUCUAAUAGCUCUGAUGAAGAUGUAUCGAAUUCUGAAAAUGAAAUAAGCGAAGAUGAAAAAGAACAAGAGAAAGAAUCGACAUCAAAAGCAAUAGUGCUUCAUGAAGAUAAGCAAUACCAUCCCUCAAUAUCCCAGGUUUUUAGUCCAGAUGUCGAAGUCACAAUACAACACACUGAUACCCAAUCUCUUAAUGUGCCGUUGGUGAAACCUACCAUAAACAAAAAGAUUAUUGUCGAAGAAAAGAAUCUACCAGAGGUGAAUUAUUCGAGGGAUUUUAUGGCAAACUUGGCCCUUAAAACUCCAGAAAAAAUAAGAAACAUUACUUUUGUUGGUAACAUGCAUUCUGGUAAAACCACGCUAUUGGAUAUGUUGAUACUACAAACUCAUCCCAGAUUGAUUGAGAAAAACAAGCAUUUGCAAACCAAGAAUUUCAGAUCGUUACGUUACUCUGAUAACCACAAGCUUGAAAUAGAAAGAGGGCUAUCUAUCAAAGCAUCUGCUGCAACAUUCGUUGUUCCAGACAUCAAGGGAAACUCGGUAAUUCUUAAUAUAAUUGACUCUCCUGGACAUGUUAAUUUUACUGAUGAGUUAGUGGCGGCUCAAGAUUUGGCGGACGGUUCCAUUUUAGUAAUUGAUAUCGUUGAGGGCCUAACCAUUAUGGAUAAGUUGGCUAUCAAGAAUGCUAUUGAUAAAAAUUUAGCAUUGAGCGUUGUAUUAAAUAAAAUUGACCGCUUAAUAUUAGAAUUGAAAUUGCCAGUCCUUGAUGCAUAUUAUAAAAUUAAAUAUGUCAUCGAAGAAAUCAAUCACUAUAUCAAAAGAGAAUUAUCGGAAAUAACGCCCAAUUAUUCUUAUCUGACGAUUUUUUCUCCGGAGUUGAAUAAUAUUGCCUUUGCCUCCGGCAAGUUACAAUUUGCAUUCAACUUAAAAUCAUUCGCCAAAAAAUACGUAGAGCUCAACAAAUUGGAGGGUCAUAUUGAUAUUGAGAAGUUUGGGAAAAGAUUAUGGGGUGAUAGUGUUUGCUUCAAUCCAGAAACAGGGAAAUUUUUCAGAAAAACCGCUAGGCAAUUAAGCCAAAAGAACUCAUUUGUCCAAUUUAUUUUGGAACCGCUUUAUAAACUCUUCUCUCUUUCCAUAUCCAAAGAUCAAGAUGAGCUAGCUGACAUAUUAUAUAAGAGAUUUCAUAUUUCUCUUCAUAAGAACUUGUAUAAACAAGAUUCUCAAGUGGUGUUAACUGAGGUUUGCAAGCAAUUUUUUGGUGAGAAUUACGGAUUUGUUGAUAUGAUUCAGUCUUCUUUACCUUCUCCUACUUUGACUGGUGGACAUCAAGUACAAAGAAUGAAAAUCUCACCCGCUAAACUUAAGAUCCUGAAGAUGGUACAAGCUUUAAUUGAAUGCUCGCCUGAUGGUAUACUAAUUGCUAAUACUUGCAAAUUGAUCAAUACUAACGAAGCUGACAAAUUCUAUGGAUUAACCAGAGUUUAUUCGGGAUCAUUGAAGGUGGGUCAAAAAGUAAAGAUUUUGGGAGAAGAAUACUCACUGGAUGAGAACUCUGAUGAUUUCGUCGAAUUUGAAGUUAAGGAGUUGUUUAUUCCUGUUGCCAGAUAUAAAUUCUCUGUUAAUGAGGUGGGUGCUGGAUCUAUAUGUCUUAUUGGUGGUGAUAUCUCCCAAGUGGUUAUUAAGAAUGCCACUAUUUGUGGUAAUGACUUUGAUAACACCGAUGAACCCCUUUAUUUGCUUCAACAAGUUAAUCACAUAUUUGAUCCAAUUUUCAAAGUCAGUAUUAAACCUGAUCACCCUUCACAUUUACCUGAACUUUUAAAUGCCUUGCAAAGUAUCAGCAGAAGCUAUUCCGGCGCUGCAGUUAAAGUUGAAGAAAGUGGAGAAUAUAUUGUUUCAGGAUCUGGAGAAUUGUACUUGGAUUGUAUUUUGCAUGAUAUCAGAUAUUUGUACGGAGACAACUUGGAAAUCAAAGUUUCUGAACCGUUUGUUCAGUUCCAAGAAACUAUUAGUGAAAAGUCACUAGUAAAAUUAACCAUUGAAUCUGUCAAUGGUAAGAACUCUAUUGGAAUAAUUUGUGAACCAUUGGAAGAAGAUUUUGUUAAAGAUAUUCAAAAAGGUCAUUUCGAUAAUUUCAACCAAAUGACAAAAAGACAGGUUGCCAAAACUCUUCAAGAGAAAUAUAAUUGGGACUCUUUGGCCGCAAGAUCGGUCUGGAGCAUUGGAUCGGAAAAUGGAGCUAAUGUCUUGUUAGACGACACUCUUUCUGACGAGGUUGAUAAAAAAACUUUGAAUACUUUGAAAGAUUCUAUUGUUCAAGGAUUUUUAUGGGCCAUAAAACAAGGCCCGAUUUGUGAUGAAACUAUGACCAACAUCAAAUUCAGAAUCAUUUCUAUUAAAUUGGCAGAAAAUCUCUCAGAUAGAAGCUCCGGUCAAAUUUUACCUAUGGUUCGAAGGGCUUGUUAUGCUGCUUAUAUGGUGUCGACGCCGAGAUUAUUGGAACCGAUUUAUCAAGUUGAUGCCACUUGCACGAAACAAUCCACCGAGGCAGUUAAGAAGAUUUUGUAUAAGAGAAGAGGAGUCUUAUCUGAAAAUGAACCAAUAGCGGCAACUCAAUUGUACAAAUGUAUUGGAUAUCUCCCAGUGUUAGAUUCUGUUGGGUUUGAAACAGAUUUGAGAUUACUUACACAAGGACAAGCUAUGUGUUUUACCAGAUUUUAUGAAUGGGGAGUUGUUAGUGGAGACCCAUUAGAUAAAGAUGCCUUUAUUCCAAAGUUGAAACCGGCAUCUCCAAAUUUUUUGGCAAGAGAUCUUGUCACCAAAACUAGAAGAAGAAAGGGGCUCGGUGGUGAACCAAGUUUGGAAAAAUACAUUGAUCAAUCAACUUUCCAAAAACUCAAGCGCCAAGGGAUUAUUGAGUGA